CUUAAUAUCCUGGUUUCCAUUCAUAAGUACGCAAACUAGAGCUUCCUGUUUGUGGUGGAAAAGGCAAAAAUCUUUUGUUAUUCUGCUGCAGUUUCUCCUUUUUCGUUCUAUAUUCCAUGGAAACCCUUUCGAGCUCUGUGUUUAACGCUAAGAUGCUGGAGGUUUAUUCUUUCCUCCGAUAUCCUUCUUCCAUUGGAACAGCUGGCAAUCGAACUGGGUCACUGAAACUAAUGGAGCAUUCACGGUUCGUUGCCCUCCGUGCUUCCAAUCUCGCUCACGAGGUUCCCAGCGAAGGCGAAGAUGGGAAGGCAGUAAAUAAUGGCUUCGGUUUAAUUUCUCAGGAAAGUUUUUCUGAGAGUAACUUAAGCAACAGUCAGAGCUCGGACAAGGAUGCAGAUCAGGCAUUGAAAGUAGACACGUCAUUGACUGUUUUCCCAACCCCUAGCGGAAGCGGAGCAGGUGGUGGUUCAAGAGCUGGACUUUUUAGAACGCCUAUUUCUGGCGGAGUGCAGAGUGCUACCUCAGCUCAUGGUUUACCUAGACCAGCCCUAGCAGUGCGCAAUUUGAUGGAACAGGCUAGAUUUGCUCAUUUGUGCACUGUAAUGUCUCGGAUGCACCACCGGCGAGAAGGAUAUCCAUUUGGUUCUCUGGUAGACUUUGCCCCUGAUCCAAUGGGCCAUCCGAUAUUUUCAUUUUCACCACUUGCCAUUCACACAAGGAAUUUGUUGGCUGACCCAAGAUGCACACUUGUUGUUCAGAUACCUGGGUGGAGUGGCCUGUCCAAUGCAAGGGUAACUAUCUUUGGUGAUGUCUAUCCACUUACCGAAGAUCAACAGGAAUGGGCCCACAAGCAGUACAUAGCAAAGCAUCAACAGGGGCCUUCACAACAGUGGGGCAAUUUCUACUAUUUUAGGAUGCAGAAUAUAAGUGACAUAUAUUUCAUUGGAGGCUUUGGAACUGUUGCUUGGGUGGACGUGAAAGAAUAUGAAACCCUUCAACCUGAUAAGAUUGCAGUUGAUGGUGGCGAGCAGAACCUAAAGGAACUCAAUGCUAUCUUCUCAAAGCCCCUGAAGGAGCUUCUAUCCACCGAGACAGAGGUAGAUGAUGCUGCUCUCAUAUCCAUAGACAGCAAGGGGACUGAUAUCAGGGUUCGUCAAGGUGCCCAGUUCAACGUCCAGAGGAUAUCAUUUGACGACGGGCAGAGUGUGGAGACGCUAGAAGAAGCUAAAGCUGCUCUUUGGAAAUUAGUACACAGAGGGGGGGUGUACCACUUGUAGAAAUAGAACGUCCCUUGACUUUAUCCUUCCCUUAAUUCUAUAUGAGACAGACAACUGAACUGUGUUGAGCUUGUGGUCUUUCUCAUUUUUGGCUCUAAUAAUGCUGUCCUUGGUGUGUUAAAAGUCCAUAGUAAACAUGCUUAUGGACUGUCAUGCACCAUAUUGUAUUAUAUCUAGAAGAAUUUUGACGUGGCUAACUGGGGAUGUGUUUUGUGAGCAAGGUACUGAAUGCCCAUUUUGGGAAUAAGAUGUCAGGAAAUAAUAUUAUGAUUUUCCAACUUAUUUGAAAGCCUUUAACUCUGAUGCAUUAUCAGUAGUAUUUACCAAAGAAUCCUACUAUUAAGUUAGUUCU
Neltuma alba is the source of this 1629-nucleotide messenger RNA. RefSeq lists its product as uncharacterized. Lineage: Eukaryota; Viridiplantae; Streptophyta; Magnoliopsida; Fabales; Fabaceae. The transcript is spliced from 9 exons. The coding region runs from base 117 to 1277 and encodes 386 amino acids. The record is from RefSeq and is a predicted model, not a curated record.